AUGGCGCCUCGGAGAGGUGCGUCUGUGCGUACGACUCGUUCGAGAAACGCAAGUAAUCCUAGGGGUCGUGGAGAGGAAUCUGUCCCUCAAACUGACAUCUUAUCCGAGCAAGAGGAGCGGACGUUUGCUCGGCCGAAUGCUAUCAGUCCUCACCUGAUUUGUGCCAUAUGUUCCGAGGUUUUUAAGAAACCAUAUCGGGCGCCCUGUGGUCACAGUUACUGCUAUUUUUGCAUUUCCAAGUGGCUGCAGACGGCGAAGCACUGUCCGGUUGAUCGAAAACCUUUAACUAUGUCAAGGAUGCACCACGACUUCAUCCUCGAAAACAUAAUUGGUGACUAUACCGUGGCUUGUCCGUGGCGUUCUUCGGGUUGCGGCUACAUUGGUCCAUUGUGCAAGUUAGACAGUCACAAGAAGGAGUGUGUAAUGAAUCCCGAUCACCUACCAGAGGCGCUUCGAAUUCGUGAAAAAGAGAAUAUAAAAUCGCAGCUCCGCACCAUUGGAGCCUCUUCAACCAACCUCCCUUCUCUGACUCCCUCGGAUACAGCCACUUCAACUGUGGAGGCUUAUUUGGAGGUCACAAGCGGAGAGGAGACAGACGGAGAAGGGGACGGUUCUUUACCUCCAGCACCUCCUCCUAGCCUCCUGAUGCGUCUUUUCCAAAAGUCAGACUCUAAUAGUCGAGACCUUCUCUGCUCCUUCCUUGCCGAACCUGUCGCUGCUGUGAAACGACCAACACAACCAUCAACAACUGGGGGUGGCAAGCGCUCACGAAGAGCGCCUUAA
Messenger RNA from Hydatigera taeniaeformis, 783 nucleotides. The record is from the annotation of a GenBank genome assembly. NCBI's taxonomy places the organism in Eukaryota, Metazoa, Platyhelminthes, Cestoda, Cyclophyllidea, Taeniidae.